AUGGCCACCGGUGUCUACAAAGCUAUCCAUGGGUAUAAAGUCCCAACAGGAAUAGGAGAGCUAUUGCAUGAACGAUCAACUAAUUAUAAUCUUAGAGGAAAACACAUCCUUGAGCUACCCAAAGUAAAUACAAUCACCUAUGGUCUUAAAUUGUGGUGUUAUGCUGCAGCCAAGAUUUGGCACACUCUUCUGGAUCAGUUUUGUGCCGCUGAUAAAAUCAGAACAUUUAAGAACUUGAUGUCUAUGUUUGACUUCUCAAAUUUUACAUUUUAAUCGUGAUUUACUCUUAGUUUUAAUAAUUUUUUCAUUAUAUAAAUAUAGUUUUAUAGAGGUUUUUAUGAGAAAUCUCUUUCUAUUAUUAUUUCUGGUUUAUUUAUUUCCUUUUUAUGGCAUUUCUGUAAAGUAGCUAAUUAGCUAAGAACAUUUGACCACAUUAAAUAAAGAUAGUUGUUAUUGUUGUAUUGUAUUUCCAUAGCAAAAAGCCAAAAAUUACACAAUAUCCUGACUGCUGCCCUUAGUUUGAGAGAUGACUAAAUGCCAAAUAAAAUGCAACCUUGAAGUAAUAUGUUAUUGCUGUAUUUUUUUGGCAGUUACAUGUGUCUUGUACAUUGUAAUUGUUUGAUUCUAAUACUUGGUCACAAUACAUAAUUGCUUAAUGAUUAUAACUUAAGAUAACACAGAGCAUCAAAGAGGCAGAAGUAGAAAUUAUUACUAGAGGAAGCCAGCAGAAAGCCCUUCAAAUGUAGCAACUUUCGUAAGAUAAAGUAUCAUAGUCAUUAAAAGGAAAACCAAAAUUUAAAGAAAUGAUUGGAGUUAAAUUGUUCUUCCAGUGGAGGAAAAUUAUUUUGAAUCAUUUCUUCCCAAUUCCAGCAUUCUAGAAAAAGAAAUGUUUUCAUACCCCUCCCCUUCCCCCUAGUUUCUCCUAGUGUUCAUACACAAAUGCAGCCUUGAGUUAAGGACUCAGUCUACAAAACUCUCUAACAGUCAUAGACUGCUAAUCACUUUUUUUUAUCCCUUUUACAAUGGAAGAUGCAUGAGGGAUUCAAUCUUCUAUCAAUAUCUUCAGGAGGAGAUGUAGAGCACUAUUCAUUGAAAAUAUUUUUAAAGUUGAUUGGAAGGAUGGAGAUGACGAAUGGCAUCAUAGGGCAAAUGGAAGGAGUAAAAACGGAGGGAAAGGUGGAGCUUGACCAUGAAAAAAUGAAUCUUCUUAAAAGUAAGUUAAUGUUAUGAUAACUUAAACUUAUACAAGUACUAUAGAAUGGUUGUAAAACUAAGUUUUCAAACUUGUUUGUGGUCACUAGAGGACACAUUUCUAUUUAUGCUGUCAUUGGUCCAUGCUACAGUAAAUGACUCCAGUUAGUGGUUGUUUUAUUUGUAAACCUUAAAAAAUUAAUUCAAACUAUUUGGCCUGAGGCUGUUGCCACCUCAGUUAACAUGGUACCUAAAGGGUUUUGUUACCACUUUUAUCAAAGUUGUAUAGUGCAUACAAUUAGUUGCAAACCCUUGGAAACCCACACGUCUCAUUUUUCACAUGGGGUUUUGUUUUGGGAACAGAAGAGUUGUUUAUUAUAAUUUUCCCCUGACAAAAAAAAUCCCGGCUUUAAUUUUUGGAUCAAAAUCCCUAAAACACUUUUAUACAAUAAUUUUCUUUGUGCUAACUGUGUGGCUAUAGAACUGAGCAGUCAAAUUUAAAGUUCAGCAUUUGUGUAAAAGUUUGUUCAACAAUAUGUAAUAUCACAAUGUACAGCCUUGAGAGGGCUUUGAGGGUAAAUUUAAUUCCUUAGUGGCCAUCCUAAUUUUACCUGUCCCCUUCACGUACAUAUUUUAUAGGAAAAGACUAUACAUAACCAUGUAUAGUUACACCGAGCCACCAAAAUGUCACAACCCUCUAUAAUCUACCUGGCUUACAAAAGUAAAGCAUUCCCUUUUUAUCUAGGACCCCCUUUUGCAUGUCUACUAAAUGGAAUGCACUGUUUUGACUUUUGUGUUCAAAAUGUGAUGGUGCUGUAAAAAGGAUGUGAAGAGGAGGUUAUUCUGUUUAAGUUACUCCAAAAAAGUAGCUGGUCUAAACUCUUUGUGACAUAAAAUAAUAAAAUUGCAAUGUUAUGAUUACAUUAAUUUUGUUUUUCUAAAUGUAAACUCAUUGUUUUAUCUUUCAGGGGCCAUAUCAGUGAAAUUUAGUUCAGAUACCUUUACUAAGAAGUUGCCGCUAAUUAGGCAGUGCUGCAACCAGAAAUGCCCAAGUGUGAAAAAACUCCUUGUUAAGAAAGAAGCAGCAGCAGCAGCUGCACCAGCUCCAGAGCAAGAUUUGCCAAGGCUGCCUGAAGAUUAAAGUUGACACUACUUAAAAAUAAUGUUCACAUCCUGUUUGUAAUUUUUGAUUGCAAUUUUUAACUAUGGUAUAUUCAACAGCCAAUCAUGAUCAAAAUGUCGAAUUUACAAUUAAUGUGAUGGUAUGCAACUUAAUUUAAAAAUUAACAUUGUUUAAGUUUAACCCUUUAAGCUGCGAUAGAGCCAUAUGGCACUCUUGCAUAACUGCAUCUUAUUCCCGAGAGUGCCAUAGGCACUCUGAGACCUGUAUGUAUUUUGACCGAUAAAAAGACCAGUUAUAUUGUUAUUAGGCAGUUCUAUUGUAUUUCAACCAAUGGGAAAGAGUGUAAGAUUUGAUUUAAUGCUAAAAUUGUCACUAUGUUUCUCUGAGCAUCAUGCUGAAAAUCGCAGGUCUGGUGAGAUGGCAGCUUUGAGAGAUAGUGAGAGCGAAGAGGGCAUGUUUUUAGGGUUUACCGAGGAAGAUCAACAAUCCAUUGCUGAGUUAAGACAAGGAGGAAUUGUAGAUAGACAUGAAAGCGACUCAGAGUCAGAUAUUUCCGUCUCUUCUGUAGCAACUGAAGACCUUUCAGACUUCACAGACUCCGAAGGAGAAAAGAUUGAAGAAACAUGGAAUGUCAAUGAAGACCCCAUUGAGGUUUUGCCAUUUUCUGUGGCCACUGGCCCAACUUCUGGUGUCGCAGAGAAUGGAACUGCAAAAAAAUUUUUUACAUAUUUAAUGUUUCAGAAUACCUUAUAG
Pocillopora meandrina is the source of this 3067-nucleotide messenger RNA. The record is from the annotation of a GenBank genome assembly. NCBI's taxonomy places the organism in Eukaryota, Metazoa, Cnidaria, Anthozoa, Scleractinia, Pocilloporidae.